Messenger RNA from Drosophila arizonae, 3139 nucleotides. It is a transcript of the gene smal, whose product is annotated as smoke alarm. Lineage: Eukaryota; Metazoa; Arthropoda; Insecta; Diptera; Drosophilidae. The record is from RefSeq and is a predicted model, not a curated record.
AAACAAAUCUAAUAACUAUACAUAAUAUAUACCCCAUAUACAAUGCAUACCAGCAAAGGAUACAAUCUACAAUCAACUAAUUGAGGCAACACAUAUUUUAAAACUAGAUCUCACUGCUAGGCCAACAUCAAUCAAUUCACAAUAAUUCUCAGCAAAAUGACGCACAGUUUAGCCGCACAGAGUAUAAAUAAUUCUAGCGACAAAAUGUUCUCCCGCCAGUGCCUUUCCAGCUCCUCCCCGCGCUCCACCUAUCCCCGCUCAAUAUUAACGACAACCCCAUCAUCAUUAGCAUCGAUAUCAGAGUCGCGUCGAAUUCGGCCGACACGAAACUGGAUUGGGAAUGGGAAUGGGAUUGGCAAUUGGAACCUUAGCCUCUUGGCAUUGAUCAUUGCCAGCGGCUGUUUAAUGCUCAAUGCGCCAGCAAUUGCAGCUUUCGAUAUUGCCACAUGCAAUGUGCCUCUGGGCAUGGAAUCGGGCGCAAUCACAGAUGCUCAAAUCACAGCUAGCUCAGCCCAUGACACGGGCUUUGUUGGACCACAACAUGCAAGACUGAAAACCGAUAAUAAUGGCGGUGCCUGGUGCCCCAAGCAUAUGGUAUCGAAUGCGCUCAAGGAAUAUCUGCAGGUGGACUUGCUGCAGACGCACGUGAUAACCGCCAUACGGACGCAGGGUCGCUUCGGGAAGGGUCAGGGCCAGGAGUACACCGAGUACUAUGUGCUCGAGUACUGGCGGCCGGGCUUCGACAAAUGGCAGCGCUGGAAGAACACACAGGGCAAGGAGAUCUUGCCGGGCAACAUCAACACGUACAGCGAGGUGGAGAACGCACUGCAGCCGAUUAUAUUCGCCUCGAAGAUACGCAUAUAUCCCUAUGGUCAAUACGAUCGCACCGUCUGCCUGCGCGCCGAGAUUGUUGGCUGUCCCUGGGAAGAGGGCAUUGUUUCGUAUAGCAUACCCAAGGGCGUGCAGCGUGGCAUGGAGGUGGAUCUGUCGGACAAGACCUACGAUGGCAAUGAGCAGGGCGAUCGCUAUGUCGACGGCCUGGGUCAAUUGGUGGACGGACAGAAGGGCAAGGACAAUUUCCGCACCGAUAUACAUGGCUUUGGCAAAGGCUAUGAAUGGAUUGGCUGGAGAAAUGAUACGCCCGGCCUGAUGGGUAAACCCGUUGAAAUUGUUUUCGAAUUCGAUACGGUGCGCAAUUUCAGCGCCAUCAUUUUGCAUACGAACAACAUGUACACCAAGGAUGUGCAGGUCUUCGUCCAUGCCAAAGUCUUCUUUAGCAUUGGUGGACGCUACUUCUCUGGCGAGCCCGUACAGUUCUCCUAUAUGCCCGAUACCAUAAUGGAUCAUGCACGAGAUGUUACGAUUAAGCUGCACCACCGUGUGGGAAAAUAUCUGAAAAUCAAUUUGUACUUUGCUGUCAAAUGGAUUAUGCUAUCCGAGAUCAGUUUUAUAUCCGUACCAGCCAUGGGAAAUUUCACAGACGAACAGGAGCAGCGUAACAACGCGCCGGGCAACGCGCCGGAUACACGUGAAUAUCCUUUGCAGAGCAACGACUAUCAGCACAAUCAACAUGGCAAAAAUAAGCUGAACGGCGGCAACUCUGGCGGCGACACAAACGGCGGCGCCACUGAUGCCAGCGGCAACAACAACUACAACAAUGGGCCACAACUAAUUGCGCCGCGUCCCAUCGAUCAGGAGCCGAACGAGGCGAACUUCAUUGGCGUUGUCAUUGUUGUUCUAACCACAAUAAUUAUACUGCUCGUCGCCAUCAUCCUGUUCAUCGUGUCACGCACGAAGCGAGCACGCGGCAGCAAUGUGCUCGACGCAUUCCAAUAUAGCUUCAAUCCGAACACGCUGGGCGGCAAUGUCGACAAGCAUCGGCCCAAUGGCAAUAGCAUUAAGGCCAGCGUCGACGACAACGAUUCCAUUGGCAAGAACAGCCUUUACCACGAGCCCUUCAAUGUGAACAUGUAUACGAGCGGCGUGAACGGUUACGCAGCGGUUAAUGAUUUACAAUGUAAUAUGACGCCAGACUAUACAGAUGUGCCCGAAGGUGGCUACGCCGUGCCCCACAUGCAGGACUACAUGCCGGCUUCGAAAAUGGCCAAUGCCGCCGGCGUCGGCGGCUAUGUGAAUGUGCGACGAACGCCGCCGCCACCGCUGAGCAGCAUAUUCCCUAGGCCGCCCACGGUGCCGCCGCCGCCCAUGGAGAAAUACUAUGCGACCACGGCCAUAUUUAAGCCCAUCAAGGGCGGCUCGGCUGGCGGCGGCAGCAAUACGAAUACGGCCAGCAGCGGCGGCGGCAAGAGCAGCCACAGCAAUCAGGACCAGCUGAAUGGCAUCUAUGACGAUGGCAUGGGCACCAUGAACUCCCAGUCGACAGCGCCCAUGAUCAAUCCGUAUACCAGUGGCAAUAGUGCGGCUGCCGCUGCAGCAGCAGCUGAAUUUCAACGCGCCAGAACUUACAAUUUCCGCAGCUAUCCUGAUAAUCUCUAGUUCGAAGCUUCGCUCAAGUUGGCAGCAGCGGAGGCAGCCGUCGCUGGCAGCGAUCUGGCCGGCAUUAAGCGCACCAAUGCCGCCACCACCAUGCCCAAGAAGCCGCAGCAUUUGAGCAUCAGCAGCGGCAACAGCAGCGCCAACACUCUGGCCGCCAAGCCCAAAUAUAGCUUGACGCUGCACAACAACAAAUACAACAAGAACCCCACAUCGAUGCGCGACAAUCAUCAACAGCAGCAGCAGCAGCAGCAGCAGAGGCAGCAUCUGAAGGCGCUGCGUCUGACACGCGACGUGGGCAACUCAGAAGCCGCAAGCUGCGCUGCUCCCGAUUAUAAGAGGCCGACGCUAACGGGACACUCGCCCGCCGACGAUGUGGGCGUGCAUCUGAGCAGAACUGCGGCACUCAAAGCUGGCUCCGCUAAUGUCAACAGUGAAGCUUCGACUAACCAACCAACAACAACAACMACUGCAAAUGCAACAAAAUUGACUGGAAAUACGAGCGGAAAUGGAAACGGAACUGGAAUUGGAAUUGGAACGGCACCUGCAGCGGCAAACCCGCUGGCAAAUGGUGCCAUGCGUACACAAAACAACAGGCUGUGGUAUCAUUGAUGAAAACCCCAUAUUAAAUGGAUUUGAGGUGAGU